AUGAAUCUGUUGAUAUUUUUAACAACGUUGUUAACGGCUCUAGUCCUAGGCGUGAAAACUGCGUCUAUAACGAAACAACAAUAUUCGAUUCCUUUAUAUAAACACCACUUCAAAGCAGGGCUCAGACGUGCCACUGAACAACUAUCCAAUUAUCAUACGUCUGGAUUAAAUGAUAUUGCAUAUUAUGGUCCAAUAACCAUUGGUAAACAACAAUUUCAAGUAAUGUUCGAUAGUGGAUCACCAUUACUUUGGGUUCCUGCUCAAAAUUGUUCAUCCGGCGGCUGCACCGGCCAUACAAAAUUCAAUCAAAAUGUCACUGCAAUAGCUUCAUUUAACAUUCAAUAUGUUUUGGGUUUUUCACAGGGUUACCUGGCCGAAAUUGAUAUGUCUCUGGCAGGGUUAACUGUUUCAAAACAAAGAUUUGGUCUUAGCUACAAUAUAUCGAGUGAAUUUGCUGCAUAUCCGUUUGAUGGAAUACUUGGCCUAUCUCCUCGCGAAUACCCUAACAUAGGGAAUCUCAAUCCAAUUAAAACCUUGAUUAAUCAGAAUACUAUAGAUCCCUAUGUUUCUUUUCAUCUUUCAAGAUAUGAUGACACGAAUAAAGGGGAUCAAGGAACUCUAACAUUAGGGGGAAUAGAUAACUCGAAAUUUACUGGGAGCAUUAAUUACAACAAUUUAACGGAUAGCACGGAAUGGUGGCAAGUUAGCAUAGAUAAUGUUAUGGUUGCCGGAAAAUCUACUGUUCAACAAAGAAGCGCUAUUAUCGACACUGGAACGACGGUAAUUACUGCCCCACGAAAAGACGCUGACGAGAUACAUUCUAUAAUUUCGGGGAUAUAUAAUCCAGCUUACGAGAUGUAUACUAUUCCAUGCACCACGGUGUUUAAUAUGAGUCUAGUAUUUGGAGGAAUUUUAUAUCAGAUAGACGACCGUGACAUUAUUAUUAGACAAAAUGGAAUAUGCCUUUCAGGAAUGAUACCGGAUUCUACUAUUGGUUCCGCUUGGGUGGUGGGGGAUGUGUUUUUGAAGAACGUCUACACGGUAUUUAAUUAUGCAAACCUCAGUGUAGGGUUUGCUCCUAGUGUAAAAUUACAGUCAUGA
This is a messenger RNA of Acaulospora morrowiae, 1101 nucleotides long. NCBI's taxonomy places the organism in Eukaryota, Fungi, Glomeromycota, Glomeromycetes, Diversisporales, Acaulosporaceae. The record is from the annotation of a GenBank genome assembly.